GCCUGGCUUCCGGGGGCCGCCAUGUUGGAAUCUCAGAGUCCCAGCCAUGGCUUCCAGGAUCGGAAUCCGAGCGAGAGCCCGACCGCCUCCGCCGUGCCCAUGUUGGAAGUGCGGCCAGGGCUGUACCUGGGUGGAGCCGCGGCCGUGGCGGAGCCGGACCACCUCAGAGAGGCGGGGAUCACGGCCAUCCUGACGGUGGACUCGGAGGAGCCCGGGUUCAAGGCGGGGGCUGGGGUCGAGGGUCUGCGGAGCCUCUUCGUGCCGGCGCUAGAUAAACCCGAGACUGACUUGCUCAGCCACCUGGAUCGGUGCGUGGCCUUCAUCGGCCAGGCCCGCACUGAGGGCCGUGCAGUGUUGGUGCACUGUCAUGCAGGAGUCAGUCGAAGUGUGGCGAUAGUGACAGCUUUUGUGAUGAAGAAUGACAAGCUUAGCUUUGAAGAAGCCUACGAGAACCUCCAGACCAUCAAACCAGAGGCUAAGAUGAACGAAGGGUUUGAGUGGCAACUGAAAUUAUACCAGGCAAUGGGAUAUGAAGUGGAUACCUCUAGUGCGAUUUAUAAGCAAUAUCGUUUACAAAAGGUUACAGAGAAGUAUCCAGAAUUGCAGAGUUUACCUCAAGAACUCUUUGCUGUUGACCCAACCACUGUUUCACAAGGACUGAAAGAUGAAGUUCUCUACAAGUGUAGAAAGUGCAGGCGAUCCUUAUUUCGAAGUUCAAGUAUUUUGGGUCACAGUGAAGGAAGUGGACCAUUAGCUUUUGCCCACAAGAGAAUGGCACCAUCAUUCAUGCUUGCUACAGGGACUCAAUGUACAUCUUAUUUCAUUGAACCUGUACAGUGGAUGGAAUCUGCUUUGUUGGGAGUGAUGGAUGGGCAGCUGCUUUGUCCAAAAUGCAGUGCCAAAUUGGGUUCCUUCAAUUGGUAUGGUGAACAGUGCUCAUGUGGAAGAUGGAUAACACCUGCUUUCCAAAUACAUAAGAACAGAGUGGAUGAAAAGAAAAUGCUGCCAGUUUUGGGAUCACAAACAAGAAAAAUAUGAACUUGUGACAUCUGCUAUCUUGGAAGGAACCUUGCUGAAGAUACAUGCUGCCCUGGCUUUCAGUUACUGCAGGUUGUUUGUUUGUAGGCCAUCAACAUUUCAAUUGCAGUGUGAAAGGGAAAAAUCCCAUGAAGUAACCUGGAAACUGCCCUGUUAUUAGGUUAUUACGUGAUGUAAGUAGAAUACAUAGCAAUCAAAGUUUUUUAGUCAUAUAAAUUUUAUAUGAUAGUAAAAUCUUUUAUGAUACUAACACUUCAUUUGUUUCAUGUUUUUAAAAGUCAUGAUUUAUUUAUUUAAUUUGAAAGGCAGACAGAGACAAAGAUCUCCCGUCUGUUGGUUUAUUCUCCAGACGCUUGCAGUAUCUGGAACUGGGCCAAGCCGAAUCCAAGAGCCAGAAACUCAAUCCAUGUCUCCCAUAUUAGUGGCAGAAUCGUCACCUGCUGCUUUAGCCUGCAUUUGCAGGAAGAUGGAAUAGGAAGUGGAGCUAGAACUCUAACUGAGGCGCUCUGAUACGGGAUGGGGGAGGUCUCCUGUGGCAUCUUAACCACUAUGCCAAAUGCUGCCCUGAAACUUAAUUCCAGUUUUCCAUGAGUUUUUUGAAGUACCCUCGUAUUUUGAAAUUUUGCUUUCUCUCUUUUAAGGAAAAUUAGCAAGCCUAUUUAUGUCUAGAUUUUUCUUAUAAAUGUAAAAAAAAGGCUAUUAGUAAAACAGAAUAUGUUUUUCCUGUUCAGAAAUUCCAAUUAUCUGCAGGUUUUUUUUUUUUUUUCUUAAGUUUAUUUAUUUGAAAGGCAGAGUGAAACAGUGAAAGAUAGAGAUCUUCCAUCUGUUGGUUCAUGCUUCAAAUGCCUAUAGCAGCUGAGGCUUGGCCAGGAUGAAGCAUGGUGCCUGAAACUCCAUCUGGGUCUCCAGCAUGGGUAGCAGGGACCCAAGGACUUGAACCAGCACGUGCUGUGCAUGAGCAGGAAGCUGGAAGUAGAAGCACAGCCAGGACUCAUCCAGGCAUUGAUACAGGAUGGGUAGCUUAACCUACUGUGCCACCGCGCCCACUCCAAUAAAUAUUUUAUCUACAUUUUUAGAAAAGUGUGUUUGAGAUACCUCUUAAAGCAAUCUACAUAAAGAAAUACUUUAAUGUUAGGUGUGUCUUAAUAAUUGAGAUUAAUAUGGAAUUACAUGUCAGUUACUCUUUUAGUCUAAUACAUUUGAGUAUUGGAAAAAGUAAUAAAUCUAGAUCAACUUUGUAACCUGAUUUCUGGAAACUAGAAUUGUACUCACUAUUAAUAGGGCAAAUUGGACCUAAAUUGGUAUUUUGAACAUAUACAUGAAAUCAGAAUUAGCUAAUAAAGAGGAAUAUGUGUCUGUAUCAUAAAUACUAAAAUGGGAAUAAUUUUUAAAUGUAAAAUAAGGUGUAAAUAAUGAACUUCUUAGUAUCUAGAAUAGUGGCUGGCCCUGUUGCAUGGUGGGUAAAGCUGCCACCUGCAGGGCUGGCAUCCUGGCUGCUCUACUUCUGAUCCAACUCCCUAAUAAUGCGCCUGGGAAAGCAGCAGAAGAUGGCCCAGGUUCUUGGGCUCUUGCAACCACAUGGGAGACCCAGAUGAAGCUCUUGGCACCUGGCUUUGGCCUGGCCCAGACCUGGCCGUUGUGGCCAUUUGGGGAGUGAAUCAGUGAAUGUAAGACCCCUCUUUCUGCCUCUGUUUCUCCCUCUCCUUCUCUGUUACUCUUUCAAAUAAAUAAAUCUUUUUUAAAAAAUCUA
This is a messenger RNA of Oryctolagus cuniculus (rabbit), 2788 nucleotides long. RefSeq names its product dual specificity phosphatase 12 (gene DUSP12). The record is from RefSeq and is a predicted model, not a curated record. Lineage: Eukaryota; Metazoa; Chordata; Mammalia; Lagomorpha; Leporidae. Gene Ontology annotation, molecular function: protein tyrosine/serine/threonine phosphatase activity. Gene Ontology annotation, cellular component: nucleus. Gene Ontology annotation, biological process: protein dephosphorylation.